Thyridium curvatum is the source of this 537-nucleotide messenger RNA. RefSeq lists its product as uncharacterized. Lineage: Eukaryota; Fungi; Ascomycota; Sordariomycetes; Thyridiales; Thyridiaceae. The record is from RefSeq and is a predicted model, not a curated record. Bases 1 to 537 code for a protein of 178 amino acids. The transcript is spliced from 2 exons. Gene Ontology annotation, molecular function: carbon-sulfur lyase activity.
AUGUCAAAUCGCGAAGACGACUGGAAAAACAAGCCGCCGUUUGGCCCCAAGCCAGAUGGUUUCAAAGCUCAAUGGCAUGGCAAGUGCCACUGCGGCAGAGUGACGUACGAGCUCAGCAGGGAGAAGCCACUGGCGUCCAAAUACUGCCACUGUGGCGACUGCAAGAAGCUUCAUGGAGCACCAUUUCAGUGGGCAGCGAUAUUCAACAAAGGCGAUAUCAACUUUGCCAAUGGCACAGAAGGCCUGGGGUUCUACCACACUGCGGACAAAGGACGGCACCACGAUCUGCCUUGCAAGGUGUACUGUGAUUUCUGCCGGGCGCCAAUCAUGGACGAAGGGCGCAACAUGAUACUGCUGUUCCCGCCUCUGAUCCAGGAAAUCAGCAGCGAACGGGGCGUCGAGGCGUUCAAGCCUCAGUGCCACCUUUUCUACCCGCAGCGAGUACUGCAGUUCAAGGGUGAUGGCAUGGAUAAGUGGGAAGGGCUGGACAAGAAGAGUGCGUCGCUGGACGAUGAUGGGAACGUCGUGGAGAAAUGA